This is a messenger RNA of Peniophora sp. CBMAI 1063, 537 nucleotides long. The record is from the annotation of a GenBank genome assembly. Lineage: Eukaryota; Fungi; Basidiomycota; Agaricomycetes; Russulales; Peniophoraceae.
AUGGCCACCGUCGAACGCGAUACCGCCAACGCAGGACUUCUUGUGAGUGCAGCGAUUGGGUCUUCCUAUGCUGAGUUCAUCUUUACUCUACGACAGCGCCGUGCCAGACAAGUAGUUCUGGGUCUACUCGAUCGCCGUACAGCUCGCGAUCCUUUCCCGUCCCACAAAGUCCCGUCCAUUGAGCAAGUGUCGGCGUACGAGACGCGCUGCGUUGGUGGACCUUCCAAGGACAACUGGAUGGUGGAUCCGACUCGCAACUUCCGUUCAUCUUCGUGGAACCAGAAGGCGUAUGCUCUCCUUGCGGAGUACAUGCUUGAGAAUCAGCUCAUGGACGCGAGCGACCAGCGGGUACUUGAAGCUUGGUUCACCCAUCAUCACAACCAUACUCUACGGAGUCACUACUACUCACUCAACGGGGCAAGUCCGAUUGGGGCAGCGUCACUCGGUGGGAGGGCCAGGGCUCAACGCCGUGAUAUGGUACGAGCACGCACCUUCACUAUGAGGCAACGUCUGAAGCUUGUGGUCCCAGCAGGCUAG